Molecule: messenger RNA, 863 nt
Organism: Emiliania huxleyi CCMP1516
Lineage: Eukaryota; Haptophyta; Isochrysidales; Noelaerhabdaceae
Exons: 2
Coding region: 142-798 (218 amino acids)
Source: RefSeq, a predicted model, not a curated record
GGCACGCCGGACAAGCCGCAGCCGCCGCCUGUGGCCGCGCCCAACUCGCGCCUCGACGACGAGCUCGCGCCCUCGCCCGCCUCGCCGCUGCCGCCCUCGCCCGCCUCGCCGCUGACGCCGUCUCCCGACACGGGGGCGGUGAUGAAGGCGGUCGCGAGGGUGCGCUCUGCCACAGAGUCGGCGAUGACGGCGCGGGAGGUGCACGAGGCCAUCGCGGCCGGCGGCGGGUCCACCGCCGCCGCCGGGCUCGCAAAGGUGCGAAAGGCGUCCUCCAAGCUCGCGCGGCUGCGCCGCCGCGGCGGCGACGUCUCGCCAGACGCGCCUGCCCGUCUGCGCGCGCCGCCCGCCGUGCCCGCCGUGCCCGCCGCGUCGGGGCCGCCGCGCGGCGCAGGCGCCGUCGCCGUCCUCCUCGUCCUCCUCGCCCUCAUCCUCAGCGGGGGCCUCGCCCCGCCGCCGCCGCGCUGCUUCUCGCGCCGCUGCUUCAACAACUCCGCUGCCCGGCCCUCCGCCGCGUCCGCCGCCGCGUCUGCCGCCGCCGCGUCCGCCGCCGCCGCCGAGGUCGUCGGCGCCGCGGCGCACGACGCGCGCCACGCACGCGCCGCGCUGCUCGCCGCGACGGCGUGGUCGGCGCCGGCAACGAGGAUGGCGGAGGCGUUGCGCGGCGGCGCGGCGGCGUCGGCUCGUGGCUUCGUGGCUGGUGGCUUCGCGGAGUCGGAGACGACGGCUGGCGGGGCGGGGCGGGGCGGGGCGGGGUGGUGGGGCAACGUGCCGGCGCUCGCGUUCCUGCUGCUAACGUGAGCGGGAGGGCGACGAGGGGAGGGGCUUGGGGGGGUCUUCGGAGAGGCAAACCGCCGAUGCCGUCU